Molecule: messenger RNA, 333 nt
Organism: Penaeus monodon (black tiger shrimp)
Lineage: Eukaryota; Metazoa; Arthropoda; Malacostraca; Decapoda; Penaeidae
Product: glycine-rich cell wall structural protein 2-like
Exons: 1
Coding region: 1-333 (110 amino acids)
Source: RefSeq, a predicted model, not a curated record
AUGGUUUGCAUGGCGGCAGCCGGCGGUGGAUAUGGAGGUGGAAUUGGAAGUGGAUUUUCAGGCAGUGGAUUUAGCCGUGGUGGAAGUGGCGGAUUCGUUGGUGGCAGAGGAUUUAGUGGAAGCGCUGGAUUCAGCAGCAGUGGAUUUACCGGAGGAAGCGGCGGGUAUGGUGGCGGACGAGGUGGAGGCAGCGUCGUCCGUGCGCCCUUGAUGGGCGUGGGCGUUCUUCCUAGCGUCGGCGGCGCCUCGGGCUUCGGCGGCGGUUUCGGCCAAGGCGGAGGAGGAUCCUUCGGCGGAGGACGAGGAAGUGGCGGAGGAAGCUACGGAUGGUAA